Carica papaya (papaya) is the source of this 1300-nucleotide messenger RNA. The record is from RefSeq and is a predicted model, not a curated record. NCBI's taxonomy places the organism in Eukaryota, Viridiplantae, Streptophyta, Magnoliopsida, Brassicales, Caricaceae.
GUUCAAACAAAUUUUGCCUCUGUGUCAAUCGCUCCAUGCUUUCCGGUUAGCAUUCACGUAAAAAGCUAAAACCAGCUUUCUAUCCCUCAAGAGCAAUUAGUAACUUGCAGAGAGAAGCAACGCAUGUCAUCGAUCGGUUGUCCAGGCUUAGGGAAAUAAUAGAAAGAUAAUAUAUUAUAAUGUCUACUGUUGGCAAUUCAACAAACAUAUUUUGGCAAGAAUCGCCUGUUGGGAAGCUUGAGCGGCAGGCACUACUUAAUCAAAAGGGAUGUGUUGUGUGGAUUACAGGUCUCAGUGGAUCAGGGAAAAGCACUCUGGCAUUUUCAUUAAGUCGAGAACUGCACUCCAGGGGAAAGCUAUCUUACAUCCUUGAUGGGGAUAAUCUUCGGCAUGGACUAAACAAAAACCUUGGUUUUGAUGCAAAGGAUAGAGCUGAAAAUAUACGCAGGGUUGGAGAAGUGGCGAAGCUAUUUUCAGAUGCUGGUUUGAUCUGUAUUGCCAGUUUGAUAUCACCAUAUAGAAAAGAUCGAGAUGCUUGCCGUGCAAUGUUGCCAGAUGCAAGUUUUAUUGAGGUUUUUAUGAACAUGCCUUUAGAAUUGUGUGAGGCAAGAGAUUCAAAAGGCCUGUACAAGCUUGCACGAGCUGGGAAGAUUAAAGGUUUUACUGGAAUUGAUGAUCCAUACGAACCGCCACUGAAUAGUGAGUGUGCAGAUCAGGAUACAGCCACAUUUAAGACCUUUUCAACGUGGAAAAAGAUUUGUGAAAGAGAAAUCGCGUUUACCAGUUUUAUACAAAGAAACAAACGACCAGAUCAGAGGGAGAGAAGAGAGAAAUAAAAGAGAAGAAAAUUGUUUUACAGAGAGAACGAGAUGGUGUUAAAUAGCUCUGUGGUGGUGAGGAUUGCGAAUCUAUCAGCGAAUUUGUGUCAGUACAUAGCAUGCAAUCCGGAGAGAUUGAGCAGCGACCAAGUCUUGUACCUUCUCUUCUGCGUCCCUCUCCUUGAGUUUCGCCGUUUUACUCUCUCCUUUUUAUCCUACUUGUGCUUUGAUCCUCACGCAUUCACCUCCUCAGAUUCCUCUUCUUCUUCUUCCGACGACGACGAAGACUAUUCCCACUCUGAUUGAUUGCCUGUUUACUUUUCAUAGUCAGAUCUGAUAUUUGUUUGAUUCGGUUCGGAUUCGGGUUCGUCGCCCUCCUCUUAUGGUUUAUGUAAAUUUCAAAGACGAUAUAAUUUAAGAUUGUGUUAUGGCUUUUAAUUCGAGAAAAGGUUAAUCCAUCAUUCGGAUUUGUUUCUGGUUUC